Molecule: messenger RNA, 1308 nt
Organism: Molossus molossus (Pallas's mastiff bat)
Lineage: Eukaryota; Metazoa; Chordata; Mammalia; Chiroptera; Molossidae
Gene: COQ3
Product: coenzyme Q3, methyltransferase
Exons: 7
Coding region: 94-1200 (368 amino acids)
Biological process (GO): ubiquinone biosynthetic process
Molecular function (GO): 2-methoxy-6-polyprenyl-1,4-benzoquinol methyltransferase activity
Source: RefSeq, a predicted model, not a curated record
UUGACUCCUGACCGCAAGAGUGAAUCUGGGAACCUUUCUGUUGGGGACAUUUUACCGGAGGGACCGGAAGAGAGGUGGACUCUUUCUGUCGCGAUGUGGGGAAUCCGCAAGCUAAGCUCCUCCAGCAGUCGUUCUUUAGGAGUGUUUAAAUCUAGGAGCCGGAGUCCACAGGCUGACUGUUCUCGCUCAAUCACGUCGGCGGUUUAUUUAGAGAAUCAGCUCAGUUGGACUCUACAAAUUAAACCAUGGGUUUUCAGUAAAUACAGAAUCAUGUGGUUAAAAUCCUUCAGAAUGACUUUUGCCUGCUUGAAUACAAUGAGAAGUUAUAGAUACCCUUGGACAAGACCGUACAGUACUUCUCGAACCACUGUAGACAGCAGGGAGGUAAAAACCUUCCUGACCCUGGCUCACAGGUGGUGGGAUGAGCAAGGAGCAUAUGCACCUCUUCAUUCUAUGAACGACUUGAGGGUGCCAUUUAUUAGAGACAAUCUUUUAAAAACAAUUGCUAAUCACCAGCCAGGAAAACCUUUGUUUGGGAUGAAGAUUCUUGAUGUUGGCUGUGGUGGUGGAUUGUUAACUGAACCUCUAGGGCGGCUUGGGGCUUCAGUUAUUGGAAUUGAUCCUGUGGAUGAGAACAUAAAGACAGCACAGCACCAUAAGUCGUUUGAUCCAGUCCUGGAUAAGAGGGUAGAGUACAGAGCGUGUUCCCUGGAAGAGAUUGUGGAAGAGACUGCAGAAACGUUUGAUGCUGUCGUAGCUUCUGAAGUUGUAGAACAUGUGCUUGACCUAGAAACAUUUAUACAGUGCUGCUGUCAAGUGUUAAAACCUGGUGGUUCUUUAUUCAUUACUACAAUCAACAAAACACAGCUAUCCUAUGCUUUGGGAAUUGUUUUUUCAGAGCAAAUUGCAGGUAUUGUACCCAAAGGUACUCAUACCUGGGAGAAGUUUGUUUCACCUGAAAAACUAGAAAGCAUUUUGGAAUCAAAUGGUCUGUCAGUUCAAACUGUGGUAGGAAUGAUCUACAAUCCCUUCUCAGGUCAUUGGCACUGGAGUGAAAAUACCAGCCUUAACUAUGCAGCCCAUGCUGUGAAACAGGAACACCUAGCGGAGGCUGAGUUUGUGUUAGAGGACACAGAAGAGCUCCAAGCUAAAGCCUCCAGCAGCCCAGCUGUGCAUGAAGAGCUGAAGAAAGGACUGUAGGAAUGUGGCUUGAAAGCCCAUGUGUACAGAUACAAAAAAUGUUCAAUUUAAUUAUUGAGAGAGGGUUAUGCAGAAAAGAAAGCCAAUAAAAGGUCUGAAAACUUUGGA